AUGACAUCACUACUAGAUCUAUCUGAGGAUGUGAUAAUCGAAAUAGUUCAAUGGCUAUGUCCAAAAGCAAAAGAGUAUACCCCAGACUAUUGUUUCUCUCAAAAUUCCAUUGCAUUUGAAAACAAGGCAUUCGGAGAUCUAGUGCUGCUUUCAUCAACUUGUCAAGUGCUUAGGAGAAUAUUGGGUGGGAAAUUGUUUUCUAAUGUUUCUCUUGUUCGUUUUAAUGAGGCACAAGUGAUUUUACGUGCUCCGAAGAGCGAAUCAGUGGAUAAAGAAGUAGCCAUUUGCCGUAUAUUGCAUGACCUGUUAGCAUUGAAAAGGGGUUUCACUUUUAAUAACUUUGUCCAGUAUUUGGAAGCCCCCGUAUCAGUAAUAUACAAUAAUCCACUGUUCCAAGGUCAGUUUCCAAGACUCAAUGCACUAAAGGUAUAUUCCAAUGGAGAUGAUUUGAAAAAGCAGAAACAACAACAAUUCACUUAUGAAGCGAUUACUCCUUUGGUAAAUCUUGAAUAUAUGAGUUCAAAUGCAUUGAUAAUAUUCAAUGUUCCUUGCUUAUUGGCAUCAGUUGGGUUAGUUAAUCGUUUGGAUCUUCUUAUAGAUUUAUCAGAGCUUACACCUAAUACUGAAAUUGCAGCAAUUACACAGGCAAUCGAGGAACAUGAGAAGGACCGUCUAGUUGAACUUAAUUUAUUUGUGACUAGCAUUGAGGCAUUGAAGCAACAAGAGAUACUUUCCUUAAUAAUCGCUGCUUCACCACUGUUGGAAAAAUUAACUAUACGUACGGUAAGAAAAUCCCAUUUGUUUGUACCAAAGUCAGAAUGGGGUGUGGGUUCGGUUACUGGGAAUGACAUUCUUGGUUUAAUAACUCAAACAUGUAAAAAGUUGAAGCUGUUGGCAGUUAGUGAUGAGUUAUUCACGUGUUUCCAAUUUGUUCUUCCUGGAGUACGUUGUCGUCGAACCGCUCCUCUACAUUUAACAUACGUUAGAAGACCCCCAACUUCAUUUGCAUUCCAAGGACAAGAUAAUUUGGUGGCGUUCACUGUAGGUGUUGGGGCCACCAGUUUCCACUUGCUGUAUUUUGAGACGGAGCUUCUGCGACAUCACAACCAGAUGGAUUUCCUACUCGUGUUACUAAGUAUGGUUUCCUUGGAAUACUGUUAUCAAGAUUUGAAAAAGGUAUCGGUAGAGAAUUGUUGGUCAUAUGAAAAUGAUAGUAUGAUGAGGGCCAAAUUUGAGAAUCAAGUUGAUAAUUCAAACUUAACAGACGAAAGAAUAAAAGGUAUUCAUCGUCAACUUGCAAUGAUUCAUCCUUGGACUCGUCUUGCACUGAACACACCUUACCACAAACAGAAGGAAGAGUAUUCUGUUGUGUAUUGUGCCAAGGGACUGGAUCAAUAUACUGAAAUCUUGAAUCAAUUAUGGAGACUCAUGCCUGGGUUGAUGGCAAUGAUCUUAGCUUCUUCAAAUUCUCCUCUUCCCUUGGUGCGACCAUUAUUGGGGACUCCAGAGAUGGAUAAAUGGAGAAGAGAUUUUUGGGGAGUUGAAACCUCGCUAUUGGAACUAGAGCACUAUUGUCUAAGAGAUAGACAGAGGAGUAGUUUAUGGGACUCCUGA
Molecule: messenger RNA, 1614 nt
Organism: Lizanozyma spartinae
Lineage: Eukaryota; Fungi; Ascomycota; Pichiomycetes; Serinales; Debaryomycetaceae
Exons: 1
Coding region: 1-1614 (537 amino acids)
Source: RefSeq, a predicted model, not a curated record